Molecule: messenger RNA, 6063 nt
Organism: Sporisorium graminicola
Lineage: Eukaryota; Fungi; Basidiomycota; Ustilaginomycetes; Ustilaginales; Ustilaginaceae
Exons: 1
Coding region: 1-6063 (2020 amino acids)
Biological process (GO): proteasomal ubiquitin-independent protein catabolic process
Cellular component (GO): cytosol; nucleus
Molecular function (GO): peptidase activator activity; proteasome binding
Source: RefSeq, a predicted model, not a curated record
AUGGACGACGAUGAUGUGCUCGAGGUCGAUAGCCCCAUGGAGCCCGCCGUCGAUCUUGACGAAGACGAGGAUGAGGAAAUGCCCGUCUUGAACCUCGAUGCCACCACCAGCGCGGACCACAGCCCACACCCCGCCAAGAAGCAGAAAAGCGAGGACAGGAGUCUCCAGCUCGAAUACCCCAACAGCCUGCCAUACACAAGCGAGACGCUGGAAGAGUUUGACGCUCGUCUAGAUCACAUCAUCCGUCGUCUCGUCGACUGUGUGCGUGCCAAGGACUACGACAUUGGCCUUGUUCAGUGGAACCACCGGCUGCAAUGUCUCUUGUCGCUCAAGUACCCCGUCCUGCGAAAGACAAGGGCAAGGCUGGCACGUCUCUACUACGAGCUCGCUGUAUUGCCUGGCCUCAACACUCGCUGCAUCGAGCUGGCGGCAAACAUGUGCAUGACACUUAUCGAGAACAAGAAAAAGUGCGACAUCAAGGACCUCGUUCUGCCGUGGCGGCCGCUCUACAACAUCCUCGAAAAGGAGCUCUUCCCCAAACGUCGCAGGACUGGCCUCACCAAUAUUGCUGAAGUCCUCCUCGAUCUUGCAGAGACAGCGCAGCGAUUCUUCCCCGCCAGCGAGGCAGACGACAUGCUGCGCACCUUUUUGCCCAAGAUGGACGGCUCCAAUCUCAACUCCGUCAUCGCCACCCAGGCUUUUCUCGUCCACUUCUUGCCGAUUAGUCACCCGCAACGAUGGCUUCCCACCAUGUUUCGCCUGUGGGAGAGCUUCAACUCGUCGCUCUUCGACGAUCAGAUGCUCGACCUGCUAGCCCGCCUCGCCGAGAUGCACGUGACCGAUCCAUCGAUCAGCUCAGCUUCCUCUGCUCGAAAGGCAGGUGCGCUAGCCGAGGCGACAUUGCGGCCAGAGGUACAGACUUCCGAAGCUACUGGUCCCAGAGGAGACAGCGACGAGCAAAACAAAGAGGACGAGCAAACACAACCGGCGGAAAACAGCGACUCGGCACCGUCGUCAGGCACACAAAGCCCGUCAGGGAAGCUCGGCCUCUUCAGCGACAUUGGCAUCUUUACCGAGCAGCAAUACUCGCUCAUCAUGACCAAGUGCCUAAAGUCGGCCGGUCUCCCCGUAGGCUCCUCCAAGGCAGCCAAUGCUGCGCUCAUGGCUCAAUCUGCCAGCGUCCGAAGCGGUCCCGAUGCUGCAGCGUCUGGGUCCACUCUCAAGAUGAAAAAGCCCACCGAUCGUCUCCAUUCUUUUGCUGUCAUCAUUGCGUAUUCGAUCUCAAAGGACGGUCUGAGUGUCAGCGAGUCAGCGGCAACCUCGUUCGCUCCCACUCCCACAAACGGCUCUUCGCCAAGCAAGCCGGUUGCCACGUAUCCUGCAGGAUCUAAGGCGCUGGAUCACCUCGCCAAACUCGUCCAAGCUACCGAGAGCUACUUCCACCCUUCCAACUGGGGGAUGUGGCAGAUAUCGCUUUCUAAUCUGGUACAACAGAUCAUGUUUGAAUUUCUCAAGCGUGCCAAGGAGGAGGAACGUCCGCAAUGCAAGACACCACAGCAGUACCGCCUCACAAACGAGAUGAAGACCGAGAUCGUCUCGAUUCUUCGUACAGUCUGCCUGCUGUCCAUGUUCUCCAAGGACCCGCUCACCAUCGCGGCCUCGCAAGCGGGCCUGAAGCGCAUGGCCAUCUUGGCACCUGAGAUGGUGUUUCCGGCCGUGCUGGACCGAGCCUUCAACUCGCUUGAGGCGCUCGAGACCACGCACCGUACCAAUGCCGUCAUCACAGCGCUAUCGACGCUCUCGCCCGUGUUCACCUCUCGUCAACUCUACCGUGCUGGUGGCAAGCAUCUGGUUCCGCUCUUGCAGCUCUGCAUUCCCGGAAUCGACCUCAACGAUCCCAUGAAGACCAUGAGCACCUGCAUGUUUGUGCUCCUGUCGACGCUCUCGAUUCGCAUCGAUGAUUUGACCCGGCCAGAAGCGUAUGCAGACGACGAAGAUACAUUCGAGGCGAUUCCAGAUCUACCAACGUUGAAAGUGGACGCACCUGUUCCCUCGGCGUCCGCGGAGGAUGAAGGCAUCUCGGUGUCUCCCGAACAGGAAGAUUACCAGCUACGUAUCAGUACGGCUGAUUUUCAGGCUUGGGCAUCGGCCUUCUUUCAGCGAGUGCUAUCGCUGUUCGAGACUCUACCCGAGGAGGGCAAGGGCGGCCGCACAGGUGGAAAGUCGGAGGAGCAAGUCAUCAACAUGGUCACGGCCGCUUCCGACGGUGUGUGCCGCGCCAUGAGUCCGUACCUGCUGCAGAGGUCGUUUGACAAGAUCGCAACUUACUGUGCCACUACCGUCUCGGCCACGUCGGUGCGCGUCAUCGGCUCGCUGGUCGGCUGCUUUGCCCGUGCGGACAGUAAGAUGGUGCUCGAGAGGCUCCUGCCGCAGUGCAUCUCCAACAUCCGCGCGGAGCUUGCUAACGGAGCCAGCUCGACUCGAACCACCAGCACCAGUUUGCCGGCGCCCAGCGACGCCGCUUUGCACUGGAACCUCAGCGUGUUGACGGGCGCCUUGAACGGCCCUAGCGAGCACCUGCUUGACUACAAGGACGACUUGAUCUCAAUUCUGCAGCUCAUCACCGAAAGUUGCAAGAGCGAACGGGGCUACUCGUUCGGUGCCAAACUGGUGCAGAAGGUCAUCUCUACCCUGACAUCUAUCUACCCGAGCGAGCAGAGAUUCGUCAACCAAGAGACGUGGGAGAGCGAAGCGUUUGCCAAGCGCUCGCAUCUGUUCUGGGGCAAGAUGUACGAAGAGAAAGCCAUCAAGAUCAACUGGCACGUGCCUUCAGAGGAUGAGAUCAGCAUGGCGCUCGAAUUGCUCGACCGCAUCGUAGUGCCUGCCUUGGACAGGGUGGAGGCACUUCAGGCGGAAGGUCUUACGAGGGACAAGGCCUGGUCGAACGACUUUUGUCGCUACCUCAUGGUCGUGCGGAUGGGGCUCAUCGGUAUGCCCAACCUGAUCGAAGAGGACGAGGUGGGAGGCGGACAACCAGCUAUGGACCUGGGCGACGAGGUGCCCGAGUUUGUCGAGGUUCCUCCGCGCUUUCGUUCGCACUUUUGCUUGGUCGACCGCCAGGAUGCGCGAUACCAGAAAGUGGCUGCAUUCAAGCUGCGGUGCGGACAAAUUUUGAACCUUGCCGCUCGGAGCACGCAACAUUCAGGCGCCGAGGACCAGAUCGACUGCGUCAAGAUGCUCGUGCGAUCGAUCCGCACCUACCUCACCUGCUACAGCUACAACGGAGAGGACUACAAGGCUCACAUGCGCUCACUCAGCUUCUUCCGCAACAUUGCCAAGUUGUAUGCCAAGCAGAAGGCAUUCCCUCGUGUUCUCUUUAUUCGUCGUGCCGCCUUCUACAACACCAGCCGCGCGAGGCUCAACAGUUUCCACCGAAAGCGGACUCCCCUGAAGGACAGCCUAAUCCUGCAGAUCCUCGAGUUCUGCAUGUCCAACUACGUCGGCAUCCGACAGACGGCGCAGAACACGCUCGAUGCCAUCGGCGGCGUGUACGACGGCACAUGGAUUCUUUGUUUGCCCAAGCUGAUCGAGGCGGUUCAGCCUGGCGUAGCGGACGACCGCAUGAAAGGCGCCUUGUACGUGCUGGGCAGCAAAGGCGCUUCGUAUCUCUGCAUCACCGAUGCCCGCUUCAGCACCGAGUACAUCAUGAGUCUUUUGAACGCCCAGCACCACUCAAAGCCGUCGAUUCAGAAGUUGGUUCGCGGCAUCAUCAACGACUUUAUCGUUCGCUUUGCCGAGCCCUCGACGCUGACGGCCAAAGUCGACUCGCCCGCUCUCAACGAAGCGGCAGACAUUCUGGAGCGGGCUCUGCCUGCUGAUCUGCAGAAGGCGGACGUAGAGCUCGUCGAGGCUGUGGCGGCCAAGCGACGUCUUCGUCUCGAGAGGGUGGACCAGUUGCACCAGGAGCUCUCGGGCAGAGCCUUGGACUUUGCUCAAAAGGAUACCACUCAUUGGGCCUUUUCCAUCUUUGCGGCACGCCUGUUGAGGGCGCUGGUACGUAAGGAUCGACCACUUGGCGACGGAUCUGCGACGUACCUUGCCGAGCAGAUGAUCUCGGAAAAUCCCAAGAUGCGCUAUUGCGCACAGGCCGCUGUCACUAAGAUUCUCUACUACAUCAAGCUGCGUACGCUCGCCCCGACAGACGAGGAUCUGCUGCUUGGCCAGGGCAAGAAUCCGCUCAAGCAUUCCGAGAAGCUGCCGACGCCCGUAUCGAGCGAGUGGACCAAGCAGUACAUCGCGUCGUUUGCCGAGCCGCUGACGCCAACGAGCAAGCUGCGGGACAAGCCAUCCCAGGGCUGGUUGGUGUGGGGUGAAGAAGAGGACUUUUACGAUCCGCCGCCUGCCGAUGGCGUUGUGUUUGACUGGGAUGCCAACUCGCAAGCUGCCAUCGCUGCUGUGCGUGCCAAACUCACGCAAGAAAGUUGGUGGCAAUCGUUCUGCCGUCACCUCUCGCAGGAGAAGGACCGAGACUACCCCGGCAACGAUUCGGUCACUCUGCUCAAGUCGAUCUUCCAGAUCUUUGGCGUCGAGCUGCUUCCGUUCAUCCAAUCGACGACGGAACAGUUUAUCGCGGAGAAGGAUCGGCACCGGCAUCGAGCUGCCUCCGAGCUCGUCUGCGGUGUCUUCCGCGGCUCGAAGCAUUGGAACAUGAAGGACCAGGCGACGUUGUGGACCUGGCUCGAGUCUCUGCUGCCCAAGAUCUUUGAGGGCUGCACGCCAGACAGCCAGCCCGCUUGGCAGUCGUGCAUCGAAUACAUGCUGGCGGCGCGUGAUCCACGCCGUGCGCUUCCGCUUGUUCGCUACAUUGUUCAGGCGGCGCGCGACAACAUCGGCAAGGACAACACGACGGCCAGUCCUUGGGAGCAGGCCAAGGCGCAGAAUCUGCUGCGUGGAGCGAUGAUCUCAAUGAAUCUGCAGUUUGCACCGUUUGGAGCCGACGAUUUCAUUCGCAUCUACUCGGAGAACUUUGACAACCACUUCCAAGAGGUGAGAAGCGUCAUCAGCGAGGGCUUGGCUGACUUGGAUCUGCUGCAGGUCAACCCGUCGUUUGGCAGUGUCGAGCUGAUGCUGGAUGCUUGCAGCACGGGGCAGGGGUCGUUGUUGUCGCGACCGGAGCUGUACAGUGGACGACUGCAGGUGCUGUCGCAGCAGUUGGCCAAGUGGCGAACGGAGAGGAAGCCGACGGCCGAGGGCACGUCUCAGUACGAUCGCGCGGCCAUGACGGCGCUGCUGUGGAUCUCGACUACGAUGGGCGACCAUCGAAACAGCGCGUUGGCGGGUGAGGUGAUUCAGUACAUUCCGGACAUCUUUGCGAUGCUCGAGCUGCACGACAACAAGGAGCUGUCGAUGCUCGCACGCGCCGUGCUGACCAAGGUCUCGACGUAUCCGUUCACGUCGGAGUACGCGGGCAAGCUGAUCGAUACGCUGCUGCACGUCACGCGAUCCUCGACCGAUUCGUGGCGCGCACGUCUCGACUCGCUGCCCGUCCUGCAAGUCAUGUACUUUCAGAACCUGUUCUACCUCGAUGAGAAGCUGGUGCACUCGAUCGUCGAGCUGCUACUAGAGUUGGUUAGCGACAAGCAUCUCGAAGUGCGCGAGAUGGCCGCGACGACGCUGUCGGGCAUCGUGCGCUGCUCGCAACGCCGACUGAUCAAGACGCUCAAGAACCGCUUUACCAAAGUGGUCACGACGACGCUGGUGCCGCGCCGCGGCGAGGCAGAGUACGACCAGCAGCUGCUCAAGCUGCAUUCGGGCAUCCUGGGUGCUUCGGCCCUGUUGGCCGCCUUCCCCUACGACGUGCCCGACUGGAUGCCGAGCCUGAUCGUCGAGACCGUCGCCCAGCACACGGACGACCCGGUGCCCAUCUCGACCACAGUGCGAAAGUGCGCAGCUGACUUCAAGCGCACACACCAAGACACGUGGUCCGAGGACCAGCACAAGUUCGGCGAUCUGCUCGCCGAGGUCAACGACUUUACCCUCGGCAGGUCCGACUACUUUGCCUGA